Anoplophora glabripennis (Asian longhorned beetle) is the source of this 3977-nucleotide messenger RNA. Its product is annotated as zinc finger protein 184-like. The transcript is spliced from 4 exons. The record is from RefSeq and is a predicted model, not a curated record. Gene Ontology annotation, biological process: regulation of transcription by RNA polymerase II. NCBI's taxonomy places the organism in Eukaryota, Metazoa, Arthropoda, Insecta, Coleoptera, Cerambycidae. Bases 52 to 3414 code for a protein of 1120 amino acids. Gene Ontology annotation, cellular component: nucleus. Gene Ontology annotation, molecular function: RNA polymerase II transcription regulatory region sequence-specific DNA binding; zinc ion binding; DNA-binding transcription factor activity, RNA polymerase II-specific.
UGUCAUGUACGUUUUCGUUUUUUAAGGAAGUAAUAACUAAUAACAAAAGUAAUGUGGAAGUUUGAGAAAAGCAUAUACAAAGAGGAAAUAUCCUGUAGGCUUUGCCACAGUAUCAUAAAUGAUGAGAAUUUCGUGGUAAUAGAAGAAAGUAUCCGACAAAUCCUAGAUGUCCUUUUACUGAAACUAAACGGGACAGAAAAAGGCAAAUCUGUAGUAUGCGAUGCCUGUUCAAUUAAACUGUAUGCGGCAUUUAAUUUCAAGGCAAUUUGUAAGGAGACGGAGGACUGUAUUUUUUCCUACACUGAUUCUGAAAUUGGGGCGCCGGUCGACCUAAGUGAAAUUUAUGUAAAGGAAAGAGGCAGGGAACAUUUCAAAGAUAUAUUGGAAGACGAGAGGAUUUGUCGGCUCUGUAUGCAGGUGAUCACCGAUGGGUUUACUUCGAUAAAAGAUGUAGAUGUUGAUUCGCUCCACAUAUACAUUCCAGAAGUGAACUUUAAUUCCGUCAGAGAACCCGUUGUUUGCAAAGUUUGCCUCGAUUCACUGGACACUCACACAAGUUUUUUAAGAUAUUGUCUAAACAUGGAAGAGAUCAGACAUAUUUCAUGUGACGAAGCCAUAAAAAGUCCUCACCAUAAUAUCAAAGAGGAAAUUGAAUUCAAACAUGAAGAUUAUAUCUCCCCAUCAGACGGUGAGCCCGUUGACUACAAAAGUGACUGCAAACCCGAAUAUGCAAGAUCUACAAGUAAUUCUAUACAUUAUACCCAAAAAGAACCGAUACAAAUCGACAAUGAAGGAUUUCAGUUAAAAAAUGAACCCGUUGACUACGAAAGUGACUCCCAAUCUGAAUAUGCGGGAUCUACAAGUAAUUCUAUGGGUGAUACCCAAAAGGAACCGACGCAAGUCGAAGGGGAAGACUUCUGGUUAGAAGAUAAGGAUUUUUCUAAAAUGCAGACAUAUGAAUGUGAUUCCGAUUAUGAAAACGAACAAUCGAGGUCUCUUGUAUGCCACAAAGACAUUCCCGAAAAAGAUAUAUUGAAUGAGGGCAAUCUUGAGCAACACCAAGUAAAACAUGAAGACAACCCUGAAGAGGAAAUGUUGAAAUGUGAUUCAUGUGAUUAUACAACGGGUCGAAAGCGCAAUCUUGCACACCAUCGGCUGAAACACAAACAUGACCCCGAGGAGCAGAUGUUGAAAUGUCCUUCAUGCGAUUAUAGAACCAUUUAUAAGCAUUAUCUUGCAAAACAUCGACUAAAGCAUAAAGUCUUCUCGAAGGAGCAGAAGUAUAAAUGCGAUUCCUGUGAUUUUAAAACCGUCAAUCAGGGCAAUCUUACGCAACAUCAAUUAAAACAUAAAGACAUUCCUGAAGCAGAAAUAUUGAAGUGCGAUUUGUGUAAUUAUAAAACCGGUCAAAAGCGUAAUCUUACACAACAUCAGCUGAGACACAGAUACGUUCCCGAAGAGCAGAUGUUGAAAUGCGAUUUCUGCAAUUUUAAAACAACUCAAAAGCAGUAUCUCAGGCUACACCAAAGACGGCACGAAGUCAGCAAGGAGCGGAAGUAUAAAUGUGAUUCGUGCGAUUACGAAACCAUUUAUAAGUAUUAUCUUAAAGAACACCAUCUAAAACAUAAAGACAUCCCCGAAGAAGAAAUGUUAAAAUGCGAUUCGUGUGAUUAUAAAACCGGUCAAAAGCGCAACCUUGCACGUCACCGGCUGAAACACAAACAAAUCCGCGAAGAGCAGAUGUUGAAAUGUGAUUUGUGCAGUUACAAAACCGCUCAUAAGCACUAUCUUAUCGAACAUAUACUUAGACACAAAGCAGUUAUCGAGGAAAAGACACUGAAAUGUGAUUCCUGCGAUUUUACAACCAUUUAUAGGCGCAAUCUUAGGCAACAUAAACUAACACACAGCGACAUACCCGAAGAGGAAACGUUUAAAUGUGACUCGUGCAGUUUUAAAACCAUUUAUAAGCACUAUCUUCGACAACAUCAACUGCAACAUGAAGACAUCCCUGAAGAAGAAAAGUUGAAAUGCGAUUUCUGCGAUUACAAAACCGUUCAUAAGCAGCAUCUUAAGAAACAUGUGGUGCUACACGAUGGCACCAUUCCCAAAAAGCGGAUGCUGAGAUGCAACUCGUGUGAUUUUAAAACCGUUUAUACGAGCAGUCUUACGCAACAUCAACUAAAACAUAAAGACAACCCUGAACUGGAAACGUUCAAAUGUGAUUCGUGCGAUUAUAAAACUGUUCAUAAGUACUACCUUAAGAAACAUCAUAAAAUACACAAAACCAUCCCCGAAGAGCAGAUGUCGAAAUGCGACUCAUGCAAUUAUAAAACUAUUUCGAAGAGCAAUCUUAAAAAACAUCAACUGACGCACAAAACCGUCUCCGACGAGCAGAUGUUGAAAUGCCCCUCGUGCGAUUAUAGCACCGCUUGUGAGCAUUACCUCAAAAAGCAUCAAUUAAAGCACAAACGCCGCUUCGAGCAGCAGGAGUACAAGUGCGGCUCGUGCGACUAUAAAACCAUUUCCCAGGCCCGUCUUACCCGGCACCGCCUUAAACACAAAGACACCCCAGAGAUAUUUAAAUGCGAUUCCUGCCACUUUAAAACCAUUUAUAAACGCAGUCUUAGGCAACAUAAAAUAAAAUGUAUAUUGAAUCAGCUAAUACACAAAACCACCGCCGAGGGGACGUUCAAAUGCGAUUCUUGCAAUUAUAGAACCCGUAUAAAGAGCCGUCUUGAACGCCAUCGGCUGAGACACAGAGACAUCCCCGAGGAGCAGAUGUUUAAAUGCGAUUCGUGCAGUUACAAAACCGUUCACAAGCCGUACCUUACACAACAUCAACUAAGGCACAAACUGCGCUCCGAAGACCGGGGGUAUAAAUGUGACUCGUGCGACUACAAAACCAUUUAUCACACCUGCCUCAAACGGCACCAGCUCACACACAAAGACAUCUCCGCGAAGCAGACGUAUAAGUGCGACUUUUGCGAUUUUAAAUCCGCUUACAAGCAGAACCUUACGCAACACCUGCAUACACAAGACGAUGAGAAGUUUGAAUGCGAUUCGUGCGAUUUUAAAACCGUUUUCAAACAGUGCUUUUUACGACACCAACUGGGGCACAAGGUCUCCGACAAGCAGGAGUAUAAAUGCCAUUCGUGUGAUUUUAAAACCAUUUACAAAUACAACCUCAAGCAGCACCAGUACAGACACGACGUUCUGCCAGAGGAAGUGUUCAAGUGCGAUUCUUGUGCCUUUACAACCAUUUAUAAAUACUAUUUUACACGACAUCAGCUUAAACACAAAGGCGUCCUUGAGGGCAUGUUAGAAUGUGAAUCCUGCGAUUAUAAAACUAUGUAUAAGGGGAGUCUGAAACGACAUCGGUUGAGACAUAAGGAUGCCCAAAAAGUGGACGGUUAAAUGCGAUUCGCGUGGUUUUAAAACCGUUUAUAAGCGUAAUAGUAAGACACAAUAGAUAUGUUCGUUAGUGUUUUGAAAAACAGAUGUGAAACGUAAAUGCAAAUCUCUACGAUUAUUUCUGAUGUGGAAAUUUGCACGAAAGAAUUUUUUGCACAAUUGGAUUCCAGGGUUGCGAAAGUUUCAGUUAAAUCGCAAUUAAAACCGUUAUUUUGUUUUUUUUUUAAUUGCGAAUUAAAUAGUUAUUUUAACUGAUAACUUUAACAUACUAUAGAAAAUACAACUGGAUGUGGAACACCUCAAGGAAGUGCGCUGGGGCCAAUGUUUUAAUUUUUAAUCUACACACAUCCUUUAAGUGAUUUUAUCUGUCUAUUUCCUGAUGAUGCCUGUUCCAAGUAAGGCUCUAGUGGGUGUAAUGGACAAAAUGACUCACUAGUACAACUUCAAUUAUAUCUAGAUACUAAUAAAUUUAAAUAUUGCGAGAACUAAGUGUAUGAUACUAACAAUUAAACAUAAAUUUAAUAUAGAUUUCAGUAAUGUUAAAAUAAACAUUAAUAAUAAUGAUA